AUGGCUCCUCCUACUUCAGCCUGUGACUUGAGCCAUUUUCUUUCUUCCUGGAUUUUUUUUUUUAACAACUGGUCUAGAGGCUGCUGAUAGGUAAGAGCACGAGACUUUUUAAUGCUAGAAAAGACACAUAAUGAAUACAGCAAAUUAAUAUAACCUAGAUACUAUUUUGGCUAGAUAUAUUCUAUUUACUACUUCACAAGAGAGGUGCUGGGAUUGCAAUAAGGAAUACUGUAGAGGACAUCUUAGCAAUAUUAAAGAGAGAGUACUUCGAGAACUAAGCAUAGAACAUUUAUAUAAGUUAAUCAAAUAGCGUUUUGAGGUUUAUACUGCAGUUUUAAUAAUUUCAUUGAACUACUUCUUUGGAAAUACAUUUAAACUUUGCAAAGACUUUGUAAAUGUAAACUUGUAAUCAGAAAGUGGAUCAAUGAGCUUGUCUUCAUAUAGUUAAUCAUUUUAACAUGCAGCUGUGUACAAUUUUGGUGCUAGGUGAAAUAACGUGAAGGAAUUAAUUGGGAAUGCAUUAUUCUAACAUGCUUUUUGGUUGAUUAGUAUCCUAAGUGGUGGUGUGGAUAUUUGCAUUGUCUCCUUUUUCUCCUCUGUGCAUUUAAGUUGAAGUCUGUACUCUUAUGUGUAAUGGUGUAUACCCCAGGUGCUUCCUUACAACACUCAGCUUUAUUGCCCUAACUUACUUUUACUACCCUGCAGCACUUCACUGAUACUUUUCAUUGAAAGAGGACAAGAGUACAAAUUAAUUGCAGUAAAGAUAGAUUGCAGGUGCAAGAUAACAUAACCAUAGAUACAGGAAAUGGGGCAUGCUGGGAGACGGGGUGCUGGGCUUAGUGAGAGUGUGAGAGGAGCUGUUAGAAAGGAGCGGCUGCUGGUAGUUAAGUCACCACUGGCACCUUGCUCUGAGAAUUGUGCACCAGAAUGUGACUCACCACUGCAGAAUCAAGGUGAAGUUCCUAUCACCAUCACCAUUGAUCCUUCAGUUGUCCUUGUUGGUGAGCAAGUAACUUUGUCUUGCCAGCUGACGUCCAGAAUCCCCUCCAACACAAGUGUGCUUUGGUACAAAGAGGAAAAGGGAAGAGAUGCUCCACUCUGCUCUUCCUCCAGCCUGGAUGGGGAGGUGGAGCAGUGCCAGCAUGAAGAACGGUGCAGGAUUAAAGGGCUCUGGGAGAGAAGAAGAUUUCUCCUGAUUAUCCAAAAAGUGCAAAUAGCUGAUAGGGGGGUGUACAUUUGUGUUGUGAGUGGCAAUGCUGUCUCCCAGGAGGCUGUCACUCACCUUGAUGUUAUAGCGAUAGGGAACCAGCCAGCUUUGGUAAAGGAUCAGCAAGAGGAGAGCUUGUGUCACUACACAUGUAACUCAGAAGGAUGGUACCCAAGGCCUCAAGUCACUUGGACAACCUAUGGAGGAGGCAAAAAAAAUGUGGAGAUCAAGACCAAUGUCACCUGGAGUGAGACAGACCUUUUUGUAGUACAAAGCAUCAUGACAGUUCCUUGUGAUGAUGUAGAUGUGAAAUGUGUCAUUAUGCUCAUCAAAGAAAAGAUAAACCAAACUGGAUCCUUGAAUGAAAUGAUUCUGCAAAAGCCAAGCACUGUACAUACUUGUAUGUACAAGAGCCAAAUAAAAGGUACCUGUGCAAAUCCCAAGGCUGUUUUGGAUAUUCCCCAAGGAGAACAUUUAUCUUCACUGACCAAGACAAGCAUUCUAGAGGAGAAGUACAAUAUUUUUGCAAUAGAAAACUCUGUUGAGAUAUGUGGACAGCCACCACCUUCUGGUUUGACAACUGAUAGGGAAUCCUAUCUACAUAUUGUUCAGCAGUCAGAAAACCACAACUGGCUCUGGAUUCUUUAUCUCUUUUGCCUCAUUUUUGUAUUAGCAUUUGUACUACAGAUUUUCAAAAUCAUCCUCUGGCAUCCAUUCAUUGACACAGAGGAGCUCCAGGCACGAGGAAGAUCAAGGGUGGAUGCAGAGAUAGGGACCCUGAAGAAGGAGAUUGAGGAGCUCCGUGCCAAGUAUGCACCAUGUGAGAAGCAGAUUGCGCAAUGUCAGAAGCAGCUUGAGGAGAUCCAGGCACAAGGAAGAGCAGGGGAGGAUGCAAAGAAAGGGACCCUGAAGAAGGAGAUUGAGGAGCUCCGUGCCAAGUAUGCACCAUGUGAGAAGCAGAUUGCGCAAUGUCAGAAGCAGCUUGAGGAGAUCCAGGCACAAGGAAGAGCAGGGGAGGAUGCAGAGAAAGAGGAGCUCCGUGCCAAGUAUGAGGAGCUCCAGGCACGAGGAAGAUCCAGGGUGGAUGCAGAGAUAGGGACCCUGAAGAAGGAGAUUGAGGAGCUCCGUGCCAAGUCUGUGAUUCUGGAGAAGGAGAACGAGGAGCUUCGUGCCAAGUCUGGGACCCUGAAGAAUGAGAUUGAACAGAGUUAUUGCGUGUACAAAGACAUAAAGUUGAUGUCACCCUUGAUGCUGACACAGCUCAUCCUAGACUGCAAGUAUCUGAAGAUGGGAAGAGUGUAACAGAUACUGGUGUGAUCAGAAAGGUGCCCGACAAGGACGAGAGAUUUGAUUCCCACACUUUUCUGUUGGCAAAGGAAGGUUACAGAUCGGGGAGACACUACUGGGAAGUAGACGUUGGAAAGAAGCGAAACUGGAACUUGGGUGUUGCCCAGGAGACUGUGAGACGAAAAGAGACAGUUGCUCUGUCCCCUAAGAAUGGUUUCUGGGUCAUAGGGUUAGCAGAUGGGCAAGAGUAUUGGGCCCUCUCAGAUCCUUGGACCCGUUUGAUGGUGAGUGGGAGACCACAGAAGAUUGGGAUCUUCCUGGACAUCUCAUCCAAGAAGUUGUCAUUCUUCAGUGUUCAUCAGAAAAAAUUGCUGUACACUUUUACCUCUGUUAAUCAUCACAGCCGGAAUGUGAAGCUUUUUCCUUUCUUUUCAACAGGUUCAGCUGCAACCAGUUCUGACACUGAGCCUCUAAGAAUUGCAGGGGGGUUUGAUGAUGAUAAGUGAAGGGUUGAAGUGAAAAUGCAUGGUUAAUUAAUGACCAAAAUCCAAAGUCUGAGGUCAGAUGACAUUGUAUUCAGCCCCAUGCUUUGUGCCACCGAGUAGAAACAUAUAAAAUUCUUCCAUCAUUGCUUGCUAA
Gallus gallus (chicken) is the source of this 3133-nucleotide messenger RNA. Its product is annotated as paramyosin-like. The transcript has 27 exons. NCBI's taxonomy places the organism in Eukaryota, Metazoa, Chordata, Aves, Galliformes, Phasianidae. The coding region runs from base 806 to 2509 and encodes 567 amino acids. Gene Ontology annotation, molecular function: protein binding. The record is from RefSeq and is a predicted model, not a curated record.